GUAGCAGCAGAAUGUGUCAUAAAAAGCAGAGUCGUAGUUGGAUUAAUGAUGCUUGUUCAGUUGUUUGUUCGCCAUGGAGAAUUGCUAUUACUCCGGUUUUACUCAGGAGGGAAACUGGGCUCAGUGUCAUGCUGCAGUUCUAGACAGUGAGUCCUCCUCCUAUCUAGUUCCAUGGCAACUAUCACCUCAGGUAUCAGCCUCUGCCAAUUUCCAAUUCCAAGGGUUUCCGGUUGCAGAAGAUGGAGGAGGUGCCACUGCUUCCAAGAGCCAUAGUCAAGCAGAGAAGCGGCGUAGGGACAGGAUAAAUGCACAACUUUCAACUCUUAGGAAACUAAUUCCCAAGUCUGAUAAGAUGGACAAGGCAGCUCUAUUAGGAAGUGUGAUUGACCAUGUGAAGGAUCUUAAGCGAAAAGCAAUGGAGGUCAGCAAAGCCUGCUUACUUCCUACAGAAGCAGAUGAAGUAACUAUUGAAUCUGAUUGUGCCCAAGAUGUCAACCUCGGCAACGUUCACAGAAGCGAGGAAAAUAUGUUCAUAAGGGCCUCUAUUUGUUGCGAUGAUCGACCGGAGCUGUUUUCGGAGCUCAUCCAAGUCCUCAAAGGCUUAGGACUGACAGCAGUCAAAGCUGAUAUUGCUAGUGUGGGUGGAAGAAUUAAGAGCGUUUUGAUGCUUUGCACUAAGGAGAGUGAUGUGGGUGCUUGCCAUAGCACUCUGAAACAUUCACUUAGACUGGUUUUAAGUAAAAUUGCUUCGUCAUCUAUGGCAUCAAACUGUCGUAUUAGAAGCAAAAGGCAGAGGUUCUUUUUGCCUUCUUAUUCACAAUAAUCUUCCAGAAACAUUUUUUGGGUCA
Juglans microcarpa x Juglans regia is the source of this 848-nucleotide messenger RNA. RefSeq names its product transcription factor bHLH51. Gene Ontology annotation, molecular function: DNA-binding transcription factor activity; protein dimerization activity. The coding region runs from base 74 to 823 and encodes 249 amino acids. NCBI's taxonomy places the organism in Eukaryota, Viridiplantae, Streptophyta, Magnoliopsida, Fagales, Juglandaceae. Gene Ontology annotation, biological process: regulation of DNA-templated transcription. The record is from RefSeq and is a predicted model, not a curated record. The transcript has 2 exons.